GAAGGAGACAGUCAGGAAACACCGGAUCAUCACAGUGGACAUACAGUGAGAUCAGGACUUUGGAGGAAGAGACAAACGCAGACAACUUUCUCCAGAGCACAUGUGUAAAGCGAUGUUACAACGGACCGGCCCCCAGCUGCUUCUCUUAAUAGCCCUAUGCAGUGUGUUGUACUCCCGGACUCUGAGUCUGCCAUACACAUCCAUGAGACCGACGAGGCACGCAGACGGUCUGUUCACCAGCGGAUACAGCAAACUCCUGGGGCAGCUCUCAGCGCGGAGGUACCUGGAGUCUCUGAUAGGAAAGCGGGUCAGUGACGAGCUGAUGGAGGAGCCAGUCAAGCGUCACUCAGAUGCCAUCUUUACAGACAACUACAGCCGCUUCCGCAAACAGAUGGCCGUCAAGAAAUACCUGAACUCAGUCUUGACAGGGAAGAGAAGCCUGGAAGACCCUGGAACCAGCGACGCAGAAGAGUCCAGGGACGAACCCAACACCUUCCCGGAGAGCUACGACGACAUCAAUGUAGAUCACCUCCUAAACAACUUUCAACUGCCUCUUUGAGGAGGGGUCUGCGUUGAAUACCUCAACUCAUCCUCAUGAAACCGCCCAUUCCAAAAAAAACAACACCGUGUUAAUCCAAAGGACAGUCAAAGUCAAAUGAACCAACGAUGAUGUGUUUAUCUAUCUAUCCAUCCACACCGUACAUGUUUACACUGUAUAUACACAAUAUAUAUACACACAAUACUAAUCACUAAAGAUUUAUGGCUCAAAAAGUUUUUGGGCCGAACAAAGCAACACGUGUCUGCGAACAGUUUGGUCAAUCAGCGUUUGAAGACGGCGUCCGGUGACAGAAAAAUAUCAGCAGGAGCUCAUUUACUUUUAUUUCUUAGAUCAAUGUUGUUCCAUUGACUUUCAGUGGAAACUUUUCUCCCCUGAUAACUUUUGUAAGGAAUCACCGACCUGUUAAAAUUGAGGGAAAUCUGUCCCAUUAACCUUCAGUCAAACAUUUGAAUGUCAGCAGAGCAGCAUUUAGUUCUAAUAUUGCACCUUUAUCAUUGAUUUUCAGUGUUAACUUCCGUCGACCAACAUUUGUUGAAUUAACUUUAAAUAGAAAAAAAAAUAUUUAUAUUUUCAUGCAUAAGAGUUCCAUUAACUUUCAAUGGAGAACACGUCCAGUGUCUCCUCAAUGGGCCCCGUCACCUUUAAUAGAAGUCAAGUUACAUAAAACAUGAAUGUAAUAUAUGUCACAGUUUGUUUCAAGAUUAGUGUUGCACUAUAAACUUUUAAUGGAAAAA
This is a messenger RNA of Paralichthys olivaceus (Japanese flounder), 1293 nucleotides long. It is a transcript of the gene vip, whose product is annotated as vasoactive intestinal peptide. Gene Ontology annotation, cellular component: neuron projection; extracellular region. NCBI's taxonomy places the organism in Eukaryota, Metazoa, Chordata, Actinopteri, Pleuronectiformes, Paralichthyidae. The record is from RefSeq and is a predicted model, not a curated record. Gene Ontology annotation, biological process: adenylate cyclase-activating G protein-coupled receptor signaling pathway; phospholipase C-activating G protein-coupled receptor signaling pathway; learning or memory. Gene Ontology annotation, molecular function: peptide hormone receptor binding; neuropeptide hormone activity.